UCAUAGAAUGAUGUGGUAGAUUAACCUAAAUAACGUUUCUGACAGGAAGGACGAGUCUAGUAUUAAGUCGUAGAAUUUAGAGCGGCUGUGAAAGACUAAUGGAUUCAAUAGGUCCACAUUGUGUGGCUAUUUGGUCAAUUCUGACCCCUGCUGCAGGCUCGAUGAAAAUACAACAACAAGACUAACGCCUCGAUCACACCAACAGUAUUGUUGCAUUGUGGUACACCAGAAGCCUCCUUUGCCUUGCAGCAUUGUGUUGCAGAGGCAGUUGCAGUGUGGUUCAUACUUCGGAUUUAUCAAACGUAUGCAUCAAACUGCAUGUCUACAUUGCUUGACAGAAAUUAUGCACACAAAUCCAGAUGAUGCUGCGUACCGUUUGCACAAUAGUACUGUCGGUGUGAUCAAUGCCUAAAACAUGGUAGUUCGUGGAGUGUAUGGAGGGUGGCGCUACUUCUCAAAUCCACCACCCGUUUGCACGGAAAUCUGCGCUUGAAACUCUUCUCUGUGGCGCAUUGCUGGAUGUCUUUCAGCAUCUUCAGAACACAGUAGCUAGCCUGUUAGCUAGUUCUUCAAAAGAUAUGAGCCGCAAAAGAGACCACACUUUUACCGAAACAAGCCUUUCUCCCGACCCUCAAAACGCAUUCAUGGACACUCCGGUGUCUGCAGCGCGACCCGAUGAAGAUGUAUUGGAAUUCGAGCCCGACGAGGAGCUACUCUGCUCGGUGAGCGACGUCACGGAACAUCUUGGGAGAAACAUAACAGUGGUGCUCGAGACUGCGUUGUCCGAAAUCAGGAAAAUGGUCAGCGUCAGGAUACGGGUUCUGAAAAUGGAGCUUCGGGAGAAAACGGACGAAAUCGAAGUCUUAAAAACGAGACUAGAGGUGCAAAUAGACGGUAGGGACCCGUAUCCUGGAGGAAUGACCACCGAGGUUGCAUCUGUAUUCAGGAAAGCAGACUUCCAUUCAGGAAGCAAACACAACAACAACGACCACAAGAAAGCCAAACCAGCCAUGCCUGGUGUGAAGAAAGAAAACAUCAAUGCCAUUUGCGACUAUCUGAUGAAAGAUAAGAAUUCACGGGGUGCUGAAACGGACAGCGACCCGAGCAAUCCUUCUUCUGGUAGCGACAGGGACAGCCGCCACGAUCCCCAGCCGCACUCCCUCAACCAUCUGUGGCCGGACAGUGGCAUUCCUGACGCGGGGCAUGGGGACGGGGAAUCGGACUCGGCCACGGAUGACAUAUUUGACAUGUCACUACCAUCAGGAAGCAAGCGGAUCCACGACUAUGAGUGGAUGACUGGGGUGGAGUACACGUCGGAUUUGAAAGGUAUGAGGGAGCCUAAAUCGGAGAGUGCCAAAACACCAGAUGAGGAAGAUGAUGAAGAGGGUGACGAGUCAAAAGAAGAAAGGAAUGAUGGAUUGGAGCAUCCCCCAGCCCCGCUCUCCCAUGACACAAACAGCCCCGACUUUCCCCUGCACCCCCAGGGCUCUCCAGGAGGGGAGGGGGACAGUUCUUUGGAGGCCCAUGUGGAUCGACUAGAACCGGGUCAGCAGUUUACCUCCCACACAUACCUCUGCCCACUGUGUGGAACCUUCUGCCCCGACUCCUUGUUCCUAGAGGAGCACCUCAAACUGAUACACGGUGACACUACCGGCACCCACUGCGCCCUGCAGUCCACCUCCAUUGCUCCCCUCUCUCUGGGAGAGGGUAGCAGUGACUCCAAGCGGGGGUUGGCGGGGCUUGAAGGAGGGAGCAUUCCGUCUGGAGCUAGGGGGAUGGGCCUAGCAAGAGGAGGAGGAGUCGGGGGAGGAAUAGGGACGAGGGAGAAGAAAGUGGAAGGGGGUUACGAGUGUGGAGAUUGCGGCCGCCAUUUCAACUACCUGGGAAACCUGCGGCAGCACCAGCGCAUUCACACGGGGGAGAAGCCCUUCAUAUGCCCAGAGUGUGGGGAGAAGUUCCGGCACGCUGCACGAUUGAAGAGUCACCGGCUGGGGCACAACGGAGGCCAGAGCCCCUUCCCCUGCCCCCAGUGUGGGAAGGGCUUCCCGGUGCUCUCCGGCUUAAAGAGGCACCAGCGGGUGCAUACGGGGGAGAGCCCCUACGCGUGCCAGCAGUGUGGGCGGCGCUUCAAGGAGCUGGGUAACCUGUACACCCACCAGAGGAUUCACAGUGGUGCCACACCCUACUGCUGCCAGCAGUGUGGGAGGAGCUUCCGCCACCUGGGCACCUACAAGAGCCACCGCUGCACCCCCACACAGUGACAGUGACAUUCUACGCCAUUACCUUAAAGCUAGACUGGCUAACUGCUAAGUCUAGCCUAGCCAUCACAGGAGCCUAUUGAUAUGCUGUUAACUGAGGCAGGAACAUUGUCUGAGUCUAAAGACAAGCCUCAUAUGGACUUAAAGAGGAGGGAGACUUUGCCAUGAUGAAGAAGAGGUCAAAGGGCAUCCUGAUGAAAGCCAUGGCCUCGUUCAAAUAGUACAAAACACAUAAUUCCCUCUUCGGCUCCCUUCCUUGAAGUAAUCACUCAUCUAAUAACAAUAAUAAUACUUUUAAUUUAGAUAGUGCUUUUCAUUACAAACAAGUAUCUCCAAGUUGCUUUGAAAACAAAAACAUAUGUAGGGAUCUGGCAGUUCCUGUUGGAUGGUCUUCCACAGCUUCAGAUGUCUAGGCAGUUCAGAAAGGCAACCGGUAGCAGUAGCUUAAGUGGCAGGAGUGUUCGAUACAGACAGGCAUAGAGAAACAUCAGUCAGAU
This is a messenger RNA of Oncorhynchus gorbuscha (pink salmon), 2755 nucleotides long. RefSeq names its product zinc finger protein 16-like. The transcript has 3 exons. Lineage: Eukaryota; Metazoa; Chordata; Actinopteri; Salmoniformes; Salmonidae. The record is from RefSeq and is a predicted model, not a curated record. Gene Ontology annotation, molecular function: DNA-binding transcription factor activity, RNA polymerase II-specific; RNA polymerase II cis-regulatory region sequence-specific DNA binding. Bases 435 to 2261 code for a protein of 608 amino acids. Gene Ontology annotation, cellular component: nucleus. Gene Ontology annotation, biological process: regulation of transcription by RNA polymerase II.